This is a messenger RNA of Schizosaccharomyces octosporus yFS286, 2564 nucleotides long. Its product is annotated as Swr1 complex bromodomain subunit Brf1. Gene Ontology annotation, molecular function: protein binding. Lineage: Eukaryota; Fungi; Ascomycota; Schizosaccharomycetes; Schizosaccharomycetales; Schizosaccharomycetaceae. Bases 40 to 1881 code for a protein of 613 amino acids. Gene Ontology annotation, cellular component: chromatin; nucleus. The record is from RefSeq and is a predicted model, not a curated record. Gene Ontology annotation, biological process: chromatin remodeling; regulation of DNA-templated transcription. The transcript has a single exon.
UCGCCAACCACAACAUUAUUGCUGGGAUCGUACCAGAACAUGAGCGGCGAGUCGCACGGUAAUGAUGUUAAAUCCGAAUCUAAUGAAGAUCAACUGUCUAUGGAAACCGCGGCCGUAAACGAUGAGAAUGGCGGUUUGGGAGCGUCGGAAGUCCCUGUAAAGACGGAAGAACAAGACACGGAUGCAAGUUCAAAGAAACGGGAUGUUUCCGGAAAACAAAUAAAUGAACAUAGUACAGCAUCAGAAGAGCAUGUGAUAAAAUCAGAAGAGCCUUUUGAAGCUCAAUCGCACUCCCAGAGUUUAACACAAUCUCAGGAACCUGUAGAAAAAAAACAAAAAGGUGAUGGAAUGCCUCCCCCUCAACAAAAGUAUUGCGCCGCCAUUGUUCGACAACUCAAACGGACAAAAGAUUCAGCGCCUUUCCGCGCACCAGUAGAUCCCGUCAAACAAAAUAUCCCCGAUUAUCCCACUAUUGUCAAGCAGCCCAUGGAUUUAGGAACCAUUGAGAAAAAGUUAAGCAAUCGCAUUUAUUCCUCACCUCAAGAAUUUAUUGAUGACAUGAAUUUAAUGUUUUCUAAUUGCUUUUUAUACAAUGGUACAAAUUCCCCGGUUGGUUCAAUGGGAAAGAGUCUGCAGACGGUAUUUGAACGUCAAUUGAAGCAAUUACCAGACUUAGAUCAAGUCCCAGCACCAGUACCCAAAAAAACCAAGCAAAAGCCGUCUCCAGCCCCCGCUGCUGUUGCGACCACACCAGCUCCUACCGCUUCUACACGUACCCGAAGAAGCUCGUCCGUUUCUUCUCUAUCUCGCCCUUCAAUAUCUUCUGCCCCUCCUUCUACCGCUCCCUCUGCUGCUUCUCCUCCGCUUGUUGAAGGUAAACCGAGACGCCGAAAGAACAACUCUCAGAUGCGUUAUUGUACGACGAUACUAAAGGAGAUUUAUAAACGUCAGUACGAGCCUUUCGUCUUUCCCUUUUACCAACCGGUAGAUCCAGUGGCCUGUGAUUGCCCUGACUAUUUUGACGUAAUCAAACAUCCCAUGGAUUUGAGUACAAUUCAAGCAAAGCUUAGUAAAAACGAAUAUGAAAUACCAGACGAAUUUGAGUCAGAUAUACGAUUGAUGCUUGAAAAUUGUUUCACAUAUAAUCCUCCUGGAACUCCCGUACAUCUUAUGGGCAGACAACUUGAAAAUUUGUUUAAUGAAAAGUGGAAUGCUCGUCCCAAAUACGAUGAUGCUACCCUUAAUAAACAACAGGCUGCUGAGACAGCUGCCUUAUUAUAUGAAAACGGCGAUGAAGAAGCUUUUAUGUCGGAAGAAGAAGUAAACGGCGACAAGUUUGCUGCCGUGGACAAGCAAAUAUCCAUGCUUCAAGACACCUUGGAAGCUAUGAAAGCAAAGAAAAUGAAGCGCAUGCGUAAACCUCGGCGCCGUGAUUCCAAUAAAGAAUACGGACCUGUUACGUAUGCUAUGCAAACUGAAUUGGCCGAGAGAUGCAACUAUUUAACUGCAGAACAGUUAGCCACGGUUGCUGAAAUUCUAAGAGAAGAAAUGCCUUGGUUACGGGAUACGGAUGAAAUCGAAAUAGAUGUUGGAAAUAUGAAACCAGAAACCUUUCACCGUAUUUAUCGGUUCGUUUGUAAACCCGAAGCAACUUCCUCUGACCCACCUUCACCUUCGUUGAUGCCAUCUAGACACGAGAAAAAGAAAGGCAGAGUGCUAUCGGAAACCGAACAGGCAGAAAAAAUUCGACGUUUACAGCAGCAGUUGGAUCGUUUUGCUGGCAAAGCGUCCGAUGCACCCCUAGGACAAUCCCAUGAAUAUGAUCGAACAUCCGAGUCUGCUGAAAGCGACCAUGAAAGUGAGAGCAGUGAAUCAGAAUAAAGGUUUCUUUUUAUCUGUCCACGCAAUUGGAUAUUGUCAGAAAAAGAUAUUUGUUUGUUUGAUCCCAGAAAAACUAGCAAAAUCUUACAGCGUUGGUCAUGCCAUAUAUAAUUAAUAAGUUUAAUAAUAGGAACGGUCUUCAUAUUUUGUUACCUUUAUCAUUUGAAGAACGUGAAGAAUCAUGGAAAUACCGUCGUCUAUUUUCAUGUUAACAAAAAUUGCUAAGUACAAUUUUGAUGAACAAUACUCUAAGCUUUCAAAGCGAUUACUGAAGUUUUAUGCAAUUGGAUCAUAUAAACGGAAAUUGUCGUUAAGCUCCAGAGGAAUAUCAGUCAUUUUUCUUCAAUUUACAGCAUUUGACUAAUAUGUUUUACUGUUUAUGAAUUUUUCUUUUCGUGUAUAAUGUCUUUUCUCUUUGAUGAUUGAUUUUUUUUCAAUCUAUUCUCGGUGCUAUACCAAUCAGUUUAGCAAGAAGAAUUUUCUUGUGAAAGUUUUGUACGUCCCAUGUCGCUCUUUUCCGCCCUUUGCCGCAUUAAGUUGUGCUCUAUGUGCAAUCUAAAUAUCAAUUACUCUGUCAUUUUUGUUUAUAAAUUCACUGUAAAUAAAUAUUAAUGUUUUUACUCUAAUAAAGUUUCAAAUAACCGUAAGCUAGAGAUCUACUCAAAAACUUCUGAAUUGUAAAA